AUGGAAAUCGAGAACAUCGUGGCCAACACGGUGCUGCUGAAAGCCCGGGAGGGCGGGGCGGGCAAACGGAGUGGGCGUAGUAAAAAAUGGAAAGAGAUGCUGAAGUUGCCCCCUGUCAGUCACUGUGAGGGUAUUCGGUGCUCCAUUGAAAGAGACUAUAACCAGCUUUGUGACAAACAGCCAAUAGGAAGACUUCUCUUCAGGCAGUUCUGUGAUUCCAGACCAGAUUUGAAAAGAUGCAUUGAGUUUCUGGAUGCAGUGGCAGAAUAUGAGGUAUCUUCAGACGAAAAGCGCAUAGACUGUGGCCUCAAAGUUUUAGAGACGUACUUCACUAAUGGGUCUGCAGCACACUUGCCAGAAAUACCUCAGGAAACAGUAAAUGAAUGUAAAGCAAGACUGGAAAAGAACCCUUCCAAGGAUCUUUUCAUGGACUGUACUAGGAUUGUCCAUGAAUACCUAAGCAAAAGACCUUUUGAAGCUUACCAGGAGAGUGUGUAUUUUUCCCGUUUUUUACAGUGGAAAUGGCUGGAAAAGCAGCCAGUAACCAAACACACAUUUAGGCACUACCGAGUACUAGGCAAAGGUGGAUUUGGAGAGGUGUGUGCCUGUCAAGUACGAGCAACAGGAAAAAUGUAUGCUUGCAAAAAGCUAGAAAAAAAGAGAAUAAAGAAGAGGAAGGGAGAAUCAAUGGCUCUAAAUGAAAAAAGAAUUCUAGAAAAAGUGAAUAGUAGGUUUGUAGUUAGUUUAUCCUAUACAUAUGAGACGAAAGAUGCCCUGUGUUUAGUAUUAACCAUAAUGAAUGGAGGGGAUCUGAAGUUUCACAUAUAUAACAUGGGAAACCCUGGCUUUGAUGAAGAAAGGGCUAUUUUCUAUGCUGCAGAACUGUGCUGUGGUCUGGAGGAUUUGCAAAGGGAGAGAAUUGUUUACAGAGACUUGAAGCCUGAGAAUAUACUUCUUGAUGACUGUGGACAUAUCAGGAUUUCAGAUCUUGGAUUAGCUGUGCAGAUUCCAGAAGGUGAAACUGUCCGGGGACGUGUGGGGACUGUUGGUUACAUGGCUCCAGAAGUGCUCAAAAAUGAAAAGUAUACAUUCAGUCCGGAUUGGUGGGGUCUUGGCUGUUUGAUUUAUGAAAUGAUUGAAGGACAGUCUCCAUUCAGGAAGCAUAAGGAAAGAGUUAAACGGGAUGAGAUUGACCGGAGAGUAAAGGAAGACCAGGAAACAUACUCGGACAAGUUUUCAGAGGAGGCAAAAUCCAUCUGCAGGAUGUUACUUGCUAAGAAUCCAGGGGAUCGACUGGGUUGCACUGAAGGAGGAGCUGCUGUUGUAAAGCAACAUCCUAUUUUCAAGAACAUCAACUUCAAGAGGCUGGAAGCUAACAUGUUAGAACCUCCAUUCUUGCCAGAUCCACGUGCCGUUUACUGUAAAGAUGUCCUGGACAUUGAGCAGUUCUCAACAGUAAAAGGAGUGAACCUGGAUACCACAGAUGAUGACUUCUAUUCCAAAUUUGUGACAGGUUGUGUCUCAAUCCCUUGGCAAAAUGAGAUGAUUGAAACAGGAUGCUUUGAAGAUAUCAAUGCUUAUGAAACUGAUGGUACUGUGUCACCAGAGAGAGAGAAGUCUCCUAAGCCAAAGAGAGGCUUCUUUCACAGACUUUUUAGUGGAGAGGUAAGGGCCUUUCUUUUCUUUCAUAAGAAAAUUACCUUCCAUUCUUUUUUUUUUUUUUUUUUUUAAAUCUGUGAUAGGAAAACCAAGUUGUUCACUGCAUAAUGAAACUAAUGAAAUCUGUCUUGUUAUGGCUUUGCCCCUCCACUGCAUUUCAGAAAUUAUGGCAAUCCCUAUAACUCCAGGAAGCCUUCCUACCUCAGCGUUCUGUCCUCCUCUAGUUACCUGGGAAGAAGGUAGUGGGUUCUGUUAAAAGCUGUGCUGUAGACUUUCCUUUGCUAAAGAGGUUAAUUUGGGUCUUGCUUCUUAUAUAUUUUUACCAUUUUUAGAUGAAAAUUGUGGAUAUGUCUUCAGAUAUAAUUGAGGCCCUAUGAAAAAACAAGCAAUAAAUAAGUUUAUAAGCAAAAAGAAGUGUAUAUCCAAUAAAUAAGUAAAUAAGCAGAAAUAGCCCCAAAAGAAAUGAGAAGCAUCAUGAA
Cinclus cinclus is the source of this 2138-nucleotide messenger RNA. It is a transcript of the gene GRK4, whose product is annotated as G protein-coupled receptor kinase 4. Bases 1 to 1731 code for a protein of 576 amino acids. Gene Ontology annotation, biological process: protein phosphorylation; regulation of signal transduction; signal transduction. The record is from RefSeq and is a predicted model, not a curated record. Gene Ontology annotation, molecular function: ATP binding; G protein-coupled receptor kinase activity. Gene Ontology annotation, cellular component: cytoplasm. The transcript has 16 exons. Lineage: Eukaryota; Metazoa; Chordata; Aves; Passeriformes; Cinclidae.